AUGAGCGCAAAGUUCACAGAAACUUUACGCUACAUUAAAGAAGAACUUGCUCCUAAAAUACUCGACAAAAUUGAAAAUGGAAAUCCAGCAGAUCUAGGAUCCAAUGUUUUUACUAAUGCUUGCAAUCUUGUUUACGAGGUGUCUGGCGGGGUUUAUGAAUUUGACUUGUAUGAAGAAUAUGUCAAUCUUGUCAUAAAUUAUACUGAAAAAAUAACCAAGCCAAGACUUCUUCAAUCAGAAGGAAGAAAUUUAUUAGUUAAUCUCUAUAAAUCAUGAAAAAAGCACAAAGUUCUUGUCCAUUGGCUCAAAAGAAUAUUUUAUCAUCUUGACACCUCGUUUAUUCUUAAAGAAUUUGAAUUUACACCUAUAGUUCCGAUGGGAUUACAGAUAUUUAAAACUGAGAUAUUUGAUUAUUCAAAAAGAAAAAUCUGUAAAGCCCUUUUUGAACAAAUACAUAAUGAAAGAGAAGGAAAUGACAGCAAUGCUAGCUGUGUGAGAAAAUGCUUAUCCUGCCUUCGAGAAAUUUUUGUAAGCAAUCCAAGUCUAACGAAAAGGAAAAAUCAAAAGAAAAUUAUAUGCGAAGGGAUCCCCGAUUAUAAAUUUUCUAAAAAAAUUGUUGAAAACCCAUAUUUGCAGAAAACCAAGCUUUAUUAUGCUUCUAAGCCCAUAGGAUGAAUGUCAAGCCUUUUGAUUCCUACAAAUUUCCAGGAAGCACUUAAAAUAUUUGAAGAAGAAGCAGAUAAAAUUAGAGAUUAUGAGGAUUUACAAAAUAAAGUUUUAAAUAUUAUCGCUGAAGAGAUUGUAAAAAGAGUUGCCUUGAGUUUAGCAGAAAUGCCAGAAAUUGGGAAAAUAAGAAUGUUUGAUCAAGAUAAAAGAGAUGAAGUGAAAAUGCUAUUUGAGAUUUUUAAAAACUAUGAAAUUAUUUUUCAAUCCAUCAUUCCUGAAUUUGAGCUUUACAUUGAAAAAAAGGGUUUAGAAAUUAUAUCAGAUGAAAAGCUUCAGCAAGAUCCUAUUGAAUACACAAGAUCAAUACUAAAAUAUAAAGCAGAAAUUGAUGAGCUUAUUAAUUAUUCAUUUUCCAAUCAUUUUACAUUCCAAAAAAGCAGCUCUUUUGCAUUUCGAAAUUUUAUCAAUAAAUUCUCAUGCUCAGCUUCUAAUGUUGUCUAUUAUAGUGACUAUAUGAUGAAAAAAGGACUUAUUGGGCUUUCUGAUAUAGAAAUUGAUAUAAGAUUAUCUGAAAUUUCUAUAAUUUUUACAUUACUAUAUGAUAAAGAUAUAUUUAUUAGUCACUAUGCUCGCUUUUUGGCAAAGCGGUUAUUGGAUAAGACUAGCAUAAGCAAUGAUGCAGAACAAAUAUUGAUUGAAAAACUUAAGGUUGAGGGCGGCCAUGCAAUUGUGAAUAAAAUUUACAGCAUUUACCAAGAUUUUUCUCUAUCAGAAGUUAUUACAGCUGAGUUUAAUCAGAACUACAAUCAAGACCGUCCUCAUGAAAUUCAAUUUUCUGCACAAGUCCUAAAAUCAGGGUGCUGGCCUGGGAUAUCGUCUGAGAUUUGCUUAUUACCUUAUGAAAUUCAAGUGCUAGCAAAAGAAUUUUCUCUAUUUUAUAAACAUAAAUACGGUGGACGUAGUAUUACUUGGACAACUGGAUUAGGAACUUUUGAAAUCUGUAGCUUGUUUUCGAAUAAAAAUUACAAUUUUAUAGUGAACCCUUAUCAAGCAGUCAUACUGCUUAUGUUUAAUAAUGGAAAUGCAUAUAGUGUCAGAGAAUUGAGAGAGAACUCCAAAUUAAGUGACAAUACCUUUAAAGCCAAUUUCAUCAAAUUUUUCAGCCCAAAAUCAAAAAUAUUUAAUAAAGAAAGCAAAGGGAAGACGCUAAAUGAUGAAGAAUUGGUUACAAUUAAUGAAAACUUUAAAGCUGCAAUGGUUAGAAUUAAUUGCAUUCCUAAAAAAACAGUGAGAGUUACCAAGCCAAGCCAUAAUGAAGAAGUAGUAGUUAUUUCUGAAAGAAAGCAGAUGUUGGAUGCUAUUAUUGUGAAGAUUGCCAAAGCCAGAAGAGUUAUAAAGCAUCAAGAGCUGGUAUCUGAAGUCCUCGAAGAAGUAAAGAGUUUUAAGCCUCAGCCUAACAUGAUUAAGGCACAAAUUGAAAGCUUGAUUGAAAGAGAAUUCUUGGCUAGAGAUGCUAAUGAUCUUUCAGCUUAUAACUAUAUCCCAUAA
Blepharisma stoltei is the source of this 2214-nucleotide messenger RNA. The record is from the annotation of a GenBank genome assembly. Lineage: Eukaryota; Ciliophora; Heterotrichea; Heterotrichida; Blepharismidae.